Molecule: messenger RNA, 438 nt
Organism: Symbiodinium natans
Lineage: Eukaryota; Dinophyceae; Suessiales; Symbiodiniaceae
Source: the annotation of a GenBank genome assembly
AUGGCCACGCAAGAAUAUGAGGAGUCAGUGGAGGCAGGGCCAUCUUCCGUUGCAGGUCCGAAUCCCAAGCAGCUCAAGAAGCCCAAGUACCGAGCAAGCCAGUUGAGGAGACAGUCAAAAAGGCCCUUUAAGUGGCAGCGACAGGGUCAGGCCUAUGACCUGGAGAAGGUGAGCCACAAGCAGGAAGGUCUCCAGCUGAGUGGCAGUAAGGGGCAGCCUGAAGCCUUGCCCAGGCAGCCACCGCCGCCGCCGCCACCGCCUCGUCGACCAAACGCCGGUCAGACUAGUGUUACCAAGGGCUCCUCUGUGCAGAUCCCAGGACUUGGUGAGAGUCGGAAGCGUAAAACGCCGCCGCCACCGCCACCGCCUCCACGGCGGCCCCAGGUGGCUAAGGCAGCUUCCCAAGGGAGCGCCAGCUAUCAUCAGUCCCCGCAGUGA